AAAUAGUUCCGUCCCACCUUGGGCUUCUUCGUGGGGUUGGCUGUUGAGGUGUCGAUUAAAAGAACUUUCACGCCGAACUUCUGUUUCAGCGCCAAGCUGCAGAGAGCGGACCCUUUACUCAAGAUUGCAACCAUUUUUUAAUGUUGAAAUCAGACGAUGAGGAUGGGGAUACUCCAUGCCAUCAUUCUCCCGAUGCUACUGGCCUACUGCGCCGCCGAGUCCAUCAAAAUAGGUGCUUUAUACGGUGAGAACACCCAUGUCGACGACAUCUACAAGAACAUCUUAACGGAUGCCCAGCAGUUCAUCAACCGAGAUUUCUCCAUCCUCCCUAGCGGUGAUGAGGUGUCCGUGGUUCACUACCAACCACCUAACGGGAAUGAUUGGUCUUGGGGUUCGUUGGCCGUUGCAAUAAGAGCAUCAUGCUCCUUCAUCAACAACAAAGAUGCACAUACCCUCAUCAUUCCCGACGAUGUAUGCUUGGAUUGUGGAGGACUCGGAGGGGUCAUAGGGAAUGGCUACUCCCCUACCCUCGCUACCGACCAAGCCGCCGAUUCAAGGGCCAUCAAGCUAUACCCCAUCAAAGAUGACUUGAUAGAGCUGAUUUCGGGGGUGAUCAAACAUUACAGAUGGACCACGAUGAUCUACCUGUAUGACCAGGACAGUGCCUAUGACAUCCUUGAGGAGUUGAUGAGGAAGGCUCCUGAAUACGGCUGGGUAAUCCAUCCCAUGGUACUCGCUGAUGACGUCAGAUCUCAAAUGAGAGACCUCAAAGAAAAGGCAAUCAAGAACAUCAUCGUCUACAUGCACGUCGAGGAGAAUAUCAAGACCGUCGUCGAUCACGCAUAUGAGGAAAACGUACUCAAGGAUACUUGGCAUUGGCUCUUCGGUAAUCCCAAUGUGGCCUCCCUUGGUAAGACAUUUCUCGAGACAAAGCUCCGCUACAACUCGGCCUUCCUAACUCGGUUCAAGAUGAAAGUUUCUUCAGCGGUGGAAGGAACCUUCUACACCCGAAGGCCAGACGCCAUCCGAAAAUGGCCGUUCAGACAGCAGUUGACCUACGACUCGCUCUUGGCUACUUCAUACGCCCUUCGAGCUUACCACGACGAGCACGGCUCCUACCCAGCAUCGGCGAGGUGUGGCAGGACCAUCAGUCAGCUUAUGCCAUAUUUCCACAAGGCUCGAACUUUCGAAGGUUGCAGUGGAGAGGUUUCAUUUGAUGCAGAUGGCAAUCGAGUCAACUACACCAUUGAUAUUUUUGUCGGCAAGAACCAAUAUCUUUCAACAAGUAAGCUUGGUGUAUUCACACAGAACAUCGACCACUGGGAGAGGAAAGAACGAUCAACAUGGAUGAAGCCAGGUUCAAGACUCUACAUGAAACCCUACAGGAUGGCUGAAGCCACUCAUAUCCAUGUUCUAAGUAUCGAGGAACCUCCUUUCCUGAUGCACAGGGACUACGAGCUGACUCGACGCCCUAACCGUCGUCGCUUCCGUCGCCAGGAUGUCAAUCCCGAACUCGACCUCUACAUCGGCUACGUCCCAAUGCUCCUCAAGGAAAUCAAGAAAGUGUUCGAAGAGGAUAUGGGGCUCGACUUUACCUACAGGCUUGAGCUUCUUGGUGAAGGGAACUAUGGUAAAUACGACAAGUCUACACUUGAGUGGGAUGGCAUGAUGAGAGAUUUGUACGACGGGGACGCAGAUGUCAUUGCUGCUGCUCUAACCAAGACUGAUAUUCGAGAGGAGUUUAUCGAUUAUACGUCCAUCUGGUAUAAAAGCGACAUCAAACUCCUCAUCAAGCAUCCGUCUUUCGUGUGGGAAUACCCGUUCGUGCCCCUUUUCCCAUUUAAUGUCUAUGCCUGGAUGGCUAAUUUCCUUGCUUUCUUUGUUGCCACGAUACUGAUGUGGGUUAUCAGUCGGCUGAACCAGAAUGAAUGGAGGGCGCUAUCCAGCCGUGGAGAGGCCACUGAGGAAGAGGGUGAUACCUUCACUCUCUACAAUACCACCUAUUAUAUGAUGUCCAUCUGGGCUUUCCAGGGGUACAAGAAGUCGCCAAAUUCCUACAGCGGAAGAGUCUUUACCGGCUUCUGGUUUGCGUACACCCUGAUCAUGGUAUGGCUCUACGUCUCCAACCUCACUCCGUUCUUGAAGGCCAGCAAGGUUGGCAUGAAGAUAUACAGCCUCAAUGACCUCAAUAAGCAGGAACAGUUCGAUUAUGGUGUUGUUCGGAACAGUCCGACGUAUGAUCUCUUUCAACAGUCGACCAAAGGUGACAAAAGAAUCACGUGGGACGACAUCCAGACCGGUGACGAGGACAAGAUCGUUCAAGACAGCAUCGAAGGCGUCCGUAAGGUUAGGCGGGACAACGGGCGUUACGCCUUGCUUUCAGAGAGGAAAAUGCUCGAGUAUGAGGCCUACCGUUGGCCAUGUGAUCUCUACGUGUCUGGUGGGUAUGUAACCAAGAUCAAGUUCCCUCUAGCCGUUCAGUCAGGGUCACCGCUCCGGGACCAACUCACCUACGCUAUCAAGAAACUCAAGAAAAAUGGCGUCAUCGCCAACAUCACAAGCACUUCAUUUUACAAACCAUAUUGCUCCAAGUCCUCCCUGUGGCAAAAGCAAGCAAAGAAGUCUAUCACAGGAGCCGAUCUGGCUGGAAUUUACUACCUAAUGCUUCUAGGUUUUGCUUCUAGUCUUAUUAUGUUCGCCGUUGAGACCAUUUAUUUCUAUCUUCGAGGGAACAGCGGCGUCCGAAUUCCAGUCAAAAGCCGUCAGAAGAGAGAUAACAUUCCGCUUAGCCGUAACGGUGGAGGAGGUGGCGGGGGUAUAGCAAGUGGUAUGGGGGUGCAUGAUACCGGUCGUGCCGGUACUUCCGGUUACCGUACCGGAGAACCAGAGAAGAGAGCUGCUGACUGGCUUUAAAGCAAACAAAAUACUCUUUGAUUUUUCACAUAUCAAAAUUAGCAAAGUGUUUUCGCUGUUCCUGCUAGGGCUACAAAAACUUCCAUCUAGAAUAAGUAUUUUUCAGAAGUGUGAACAUGGCCUCUGUCAUGUUGUAAUUGCUUCAUUCAAUCAGAUAUACCAGAGAGCUUGGAUUCGGACAGUAAAACAGCUAAAUAUCUUGUCAUUCUAUUAGAAUGGUGAUCUUCCCGAAAAAUUGAGAUAUGAGGUUUCGUCGCCUCAAUAACACUAUGUUAGAUGAUA
Messenger RNA from Lytechinus variegatus (green sea urchin), 3195 nucleotides. RefSeq names its product glutamate receptor 2-like. Gene Ontology annotation, molecular function: AMPA glutamate receptor activity; transmitter-gated monoatomic ion channel activity involved in regulation of postsynaptic membrane potential. Bases 157 to 2913 code for a protein of 918 amino acids. Gene Ontology annotation, biological process: modulation of chemical synaptic transmission; monoatomic ion transport; synaptic transmission, glutamatergic. Gene Ontology annotation, cellular component: AMPA glutamate receptor complex; dendritic spine; postsynaptic membrane. The transcript is spliced from 12 exons. Lineage: Eukaryota; Metazoa; Echinodermata; Echinoidea; Temnopleuroida; Toxopneustidae. The record is from RefSeq and is a predicted model, not a curated record.